AUGUUGCAGGCAUUGCUCAUGCAGGCGUCCUUCGAUGGCGACUCGAUAGUACGUGUGACCUUCGGCGGGCUGGAGCGCUACCAAAUCUACGCCAGAACCACUUCUCGUCUCGCAGAUAUGUACGACCAGCUGACGAGAGAACACCUCGCUGGCAGGCUCGGUCCUGGACUCGCGCGAGUGGCAGUUGUCUUGCCUGAGGGCUGGCUUCUGAGCAGUGUGUCGGCCGAGGAGAUGUUCGCGAGCGUGUUCGGGGCAUCCCUGCCAGGCUCACACUCCUUCAAAGAAGCCAAGUCCUCUAGCGUCGUGCUCGUAGCUCAAGAGGCCUUCCACGGCACAGAUUGA
Molecule: messenger RNA, 342 nt
Organism: Prorocentrum cordatum
Lineage: Eukaryota; Dinophyceae; Prorocentrales; Prorocentraceae
Source: the annotation of a GenBank genome assembly